Messenger RNA from Dentiscutata heterogama, 476 nucleotides. NCBI's taxonomy places the organism in Eukaryota, Fungi, Glomeromycota, Glomeromycetes, Diversisporales, Gigasporaceae. The record is from the annotation of a GenBank genome assembly.
AUGAUGUUUUUGAACGUCAAAUCCGUUUUUAUUAUUUUAUUUCUAAUAUCUUUAACGCAUACUUUUUGUGGAGUGGAUACUAUUGCUAUACCCAAUAGUGAAGGACUGAUAAGGCGUGAUGAUGCCAGUUCAGCUAUUCAAAAAAUUUGUGGAGGAUUUAGUUUUGUAUAUCCACCGGCAAACGGCUCUUCCACCACAGACCCAAUCACCAUAAAAAACGGUACUACCACUACAUGUAAAUGGUCGAUACAAUCUGGAUCGCAAGUCGAUUCUGUCACGGAUUUUGAACUUUUCAUGGAUAGCGGACCUCAUAAAGGAUUGGUGGCUGUUUUGUGGAAUGGUGGUGCUAAAAUGACACAAAAUUCCGCAAGCGCGGAUGUUCUGAUAUACUGUCCUUCGGUUGUAACGCUUCCUGCUACCUUCUUGGCUAGAAGUUUUGCGAAUACAACUUCUGGACCUUCGUGUACUGCCUACAC